GUGAUGCGCGGAGUGGUGUCCCGCAGAGCGGAGUCUCGGUUUGUCCGCUACAGGCGGUCAGCCCAUGCUCCACCCGUUCAAGGGCACCUCGGCAGAGGCUCCGUUCUUCCCAGAGCUUUCCUAAACCAAGGGGCCGGUGACCUUGGCAGAGCGGAACCGUGUAACCUGCGCUGCAAUCGGCCGUUCAGGAGGAGGAGCUCGGUCAUCUUCUCAAAAUCACUGGAAGCUGAAGAUGGAGAUUAAGCAUGUGAAGGACUACAUCUACUGGCUGUACUACCAGUACCUGUUGAUAACCUGCAGCUAUGUGCUGGAGCCCUGGGAGCGGUCCAUGUUUCACACAAUCACUGUGACUGUUUUUGCUAUGGUGGUGUACACAGCUUACGUCUUUGUGCCUAUCCACAUCCGCCUGGCUUUUGAGUUCUUCUCCCAGUUAUUUGGAGGCCAGCCUGAAAGCACAGUUUCCAUCGUGAACUGAACUUGCCCGAGUAGUGAUUAGCAGCUCUUACAACUUGUGAAAUGCAGUGUCUUCUUCAAUUUUCUGAUUCUGAAGCAGUUUUGCAGUGAUGAAAAUAUUUUCUCUUCUAAAACAUGGCUUGCUUAAUUAAUAUAGCUGAAAAUCAGAACACUGCACUACUGGCUGCACAGUCUGCAUUAAAGGAAACACAGGCCAGCUUUUGCUAUGUGAUAAUUAAACACAUCACCUGGAAUGUCAUGUUUACUUAAUAUUCAACCAGCUCCCACUUUCAGCACCCUGAUUUUAUCACACUGGCACAUAUGAAACAGCAAAGACUGUUUAUGAUGGCUGUGAGGAGCAGUACUACGUUCAUUAUACGCACAGAAGUUCUGCCAACAGAGUGCAACAGCAAAACAUCCCAAAUCUUUGUUGACCCAGGUUAGAAAAUACAAGGAGAUCACUAUAAUAUAGCAUGAUUUCAGCACUAAUAUCUGUCUUGUUAUUGACUUCUGUUUCUAACAGAUGGGAGAAGAAAUCAGAAGAGAGAAAGUAAUAGGAGUAUGAACUUGAAUCCAAUUUUUUGCAUCUGAAUUGCUGCAUUGGAUGGGGCUUUGCGUAGCCUGGUCUAGUGAGUGGAAGGUGUCCCUGCCCAUGGCAGAGGGGUUGGAACUACGUGAUCUUUAAGGUCCCUUCCAACCCAAACCAUUCUAGGAUUCUAUAAGAUAGUAAAACAAACAUACGAUAGGUAAUUUUGACGUUUACUGAAAUUGACAGAAAGAAACAGAACUGGUUCUGAUUCAGUAAACUCCUGCCUUCUUUGAUAAAAAAAUGAGACAUCUUUUCUUUCUGCUCCCAUUCAUCAAGGCAAGCAAAGUUCAUGCUUAUGCCAGAGGAAGACAAUCCAUAAAACAUAGUGGAAGUAAUAUUUUAAUAACUGCAGGAAAGUUUGAGUGCUUAAAGAGUUCUCCUUUAUAAAGAAGAAAACAGAUUUCAUAUAAUUGCCUGUGGGGAGUUUCUUGAAAAAUGGAAGGUUUAUUUGGUUUUCACUCUACACUUACAUCAAAUGUGAAUGCCAAAUCACAAGUUAUAGCUAUACAGUGCAUGUAUCUAACAGCUGAUGCUACUGUUAUUAGAAGUGAGAGGUGAAAAAUGUAAAUAGCUUUCAAAUGAUGUUUGCACAGUUACAGGAUUAAAACAACCCUCUUAACUUCUUUAUCAAGCUGCAGUGGGGUUCUGCAUGCUUCAAAGAACACAGUUUGUUGAGAAACUAAGACAUGUUUUGAAGGUUGAACAGAUCUGAACAUGUGUAUGCAGUUUUUUCAGAAAAAAAAUAAAAUUUUAUUCUUCA
Melopsittacus undulatus (budgerigar) is the source of this 1802-nucleotide messenger RNA. Its product is annotated as serine palmitoyltransferase small subunit B. NCBI's taxonomy places the organism in Eukaryota, Metazoa, Chordata, Aves, Psittaciformes, Psittaculidae. The record is from RefSeq and is a predicted model, not a curated record. Gene Ontology annotation, biological process: ceramide biosynthetic process; endoplasmic reticulum organization. Bases 233 to 475 code for a protein of 80 amino acids. Gene Ontology annotation, molecular function: serine C-palmitoyltransferase activity. Gene Ontology annotation, cellular component: serine palmitoyltransferase complex. The transcript is spliced from 2 exons.